Messenger RNA from Hypoxylon trugodes, 2034 nucleotides. RefSeq names its product GMC oxidoreductase. Bases 192 to 1922 code for a protein of 576 amino acids. NCBI's taxonomy places the organism in Eukaryota, Fungi, Ascomycota, Sordariomycetes, Xylariales, Hypoxylaceae. The record is from RefSeq and is a predicted model, not a curated record. Gene Ontology annotation, molecular function: flavin adenine dinucleotide binding; oxidoreductase activity, acting on CH-OH group of donors. The transcript has a single exon.
CGUUUGGCCACAACAUUCCGCUUAUUAAUAACCAUGCAUAUUCCAUGCUACCUCCCCUUAUCUCUCGCUGGCAGCAUGAUAUCAAGUAUAAAUCAUGGCGUUACAGUAACUUGGUGCUUGCGGGAUAUGUUCUAAAAGUGCACAUCCACAUAUCACCGCCAAUUCAAUAAUUAUCCCUCCCAACCGAAGCCAUGGUGAAAGUAAACCUAGGCGUCGCCCUUGUUUUCCUUCCGCCUAUAAGAGCGAUAUUAACCAACCCUGAAGUAUAUGAUGCGAUUAUCGUUGGUGGGGGUCCAGCGGGUUUCGUCCUCGCCUCGCGACUCUCAGAAAAUCCCGACUUCAAAGUGUUGCUCUUAGAAAAUGGCCCGAAUACUUACACCAACGAAAGUAUCACCACGCCACGAUUUGGGUUCCAAUUACAAGGGACACAGUUUUCAUGGAAUUUUACAUCCAUCCCGCCAGUCACCCUCAAUGGUGCCGCGCCGCCCUUGUAUCAAGGCAGUGGUUUUGGUGGUGGAUCAGCAAUCAACAUCAUGGCUUAUUGUCGCGGAGCUAGCUCUGUUUUCGACGAGUGGGCGAACAUAUCGGGCAUUGAAGGGUUACGGUGGGAUAAUCUCGUGAACUAUUUCGAGAAGAGCACAAAUUUGUUUGUACCUUCGGAUCGUGACUAUGAACAAACGAUUGACGUACAAAAAUUUGGCGACAACCAUGUCGACGUCAGCUACGAGUCAACCGGACAGCGACUUCCAAUUGAUGAUGCGUUUGUCAAUACGUGGGUUUCAAACGGAGCGAAAGAUGUGGAUUUGACAUCUGGUGAUGGCAUCGGUAUGAUUGUCGGUGGACCCCAUUCGAUCAAUGCAGCCAAUGCGACAAGAUCUUACGCCCUACCAGCAUAUGGAUUUCCAAUAGCUGGACGCCCGAAUCUCCAAUUACUCCACGGCCAUCGUGCCAUUAAAGUAAAUUUCGAGGGUACUAAAGUCGUAGGUGUGGAUUACGUCGACAUUUCGAGCAACAAGACUUACACGGUCAAGUCGAAUGAGACAGUCAUCAGUGCGGGAGCCGUCAAUUCUCCACGCCUACUUCUCCUCUCGGGUGUAGGUCCAAGGCGGCACCUUGGAGAGCUCGGAAUACCGGUGGUCGUAGACAGCCCUGAAGUAGGGUCCAACUUCCUUGACCACCAUUACGUCGUAACGAUGUUCAACGCCACGCCGGACAUUAUUACUGGCAAGCAACUUGAAGAUCCGGAACUACUCGCCGCUUUUCUCGCCGAGUAUAAGGAAAAUGCAACAGGCCCCCUUUCAACCCCAGGCGGCUCUUCGUACUUUGCGGAAAGGUUUUCAGACGAAAUCCUUGAUAGUCUCGGCGUUAACGUCACCUUCCCUAAGAGCUUACCUAAAGAUCGUCCUCAUGUACUUUACCAAUACUCAUCUACCGCUAUACUUACAGCGCCGAAAAACAUUAACGCUAUAUCCAUAUUCUCCGCCCUUGUGCAACCCGAGGCGCCGGGAUCCUUGCGACUCCGCAACGCAGACUGGAGGGACGAUCCAUUGCUUGAUACGAAUUAUUUCGGAUCCGAAUCAGACAUGGCUGCCGCGCUCUACGGCUACAAACGUCUACUAGCAAUGAUGCGCUCCGAUACCAUGCGCCAUGUAGUGGUUAACGAGAUAUACCCCGGUUCAAAUGUCACCAGCGAUGCAGAUAUUAAAGUUGCACUGAUGAAUGCGGCGCGGUCUUUCCGGCAUCCGGCGGGUACAUGCGCUUUGGGAACGGUGUUAGACCAGAGCUUUAGGGUGAAAGGCAUGGAGAACCUGAGAGUCAUCGAUUCGAGCGCCAUACCCCGCCUACCGACUUGUCAUUUGCAAGCUUCGGUGUACACACUUGCUGAGUUUGCGGCUACGAUUCUUAAAGAUGAACUUUACUAAAGUGUAAAGGAAAUAAAAGGGUUUAUAGAUUAUUAAGAAAUCUAAUAUUUUGAAUAUUUCAAACGAGGCUCGAUACUCUUAGGUUAAUAACUAUUAGUAGCUUGUGAGUGGU